Molecule: messenger RNA, 927 nt
Organism: Dracunculus medinensis (Guinea worm)
Lineage: Eukaryota; Metazoa; Nematoda; Chromadorea; Rhabditida; Dracunculidae
Source: the annotation of a GenBank genome assembly
AUGUUAUAUGAAUUCUAUAAUGAUCGUUUACGUUCUUGGAAUUUAUCAUAUUUCGAGAUUCUAAUAAAUAAAAUAAAAUUGUCAAAUUUUUAUAAAAAUGAUGAAGAACGACGACGAACAGCAAUCAUCACUGGUAGUAGUGGUACGAUUGGUCGUCAAAUAGUUAAUCUAUUACGUGAAGCAAAUUUUAAUGUUAUUGCUGUCUCACAUAGUAGUGAUUUCGUCGAAUACGAACAAUGUGAUGCUAUUCACCAGUUCUUUGUUGAUUUUUUCGACUUUUCUUCGGUUUUUAAAUUGGUUGAAACGAUAAUAAAAGAAAUUGAACAAAUAGAUUUAAUUAUUUGCAAUGCUGCUAUCAUGUUAAAUGCCUACAAGCUAAACGAUGAUUGCAUUGAAUCGCAUUUUGCUAUUAAUUUAAUUUCACACGCCAUAUUAAUUAAUCAAUUAUCACCGUAUUUAAUUCAAAAUUCUAGGAUAAUUUUUAUAGCAUCAUCAGUCGCUUAUGCUGGUGAUAUUAAUGAAACAAAUCUUGAUUAUAAAAAAGCUAGUCGAUGUGUUCGAUUAGGAGGUAAAUCAUGUAGAGAAUUAAAUCGAUCAACUGACGAUAAUGAAACGGGCCACUCUCUGGUAUGUUCUCUACAUCCAGGUUGCGUUCCCAGUAAUCUAUAUUCAAAAGUCAAUCUGAUAUGCAAAAUAUUAAUUUACAAUAUUUUAGCGCCUUUUAUGAGAACUAGCAAAUUAGCUGCAGCUGAAAUUUUAGCAACUGCUUUCGAUGAUUCCUUGGUAGGAGGUUGCUAUUACGAGCAUUUAAAAGUAGUCAAUUUACGGGCGGAUAUAUCGUUUUCUGUUCGACGAAAGCUUUUCGAGGAAAUUAAUGAUAUAAUUAAAAAGGUGCGAAUUAAAUAUAGUGAAGUGAAGAAUAAAUAA